AUGGAGCUGUACCUCAGCGCCUGCUCCAAGGCCGCCAACGUGGCUGCCACCAAGGCGUCCACCAGCAACUUGGGGGAGGACAGAGAACAGUGCCAGUGCCGAGACGGGGCGCACAAAACCCCCAUCCCAGGGGUGGGAGCCGCUCAGCUCCUGGAUCUGCCUCUGGGGGUCAAGCUGCCUAUGAUCCCAGGAAGUGAUACUGUGUUCUUUACUACCAAUAUCAGUGAGAAGCUUUUUCAACCUUCCUAUGGUUUUAACCUGAGUGAUCCUUAUUGUCGACUUUUGGAAACCCAAUAUAAAAGUCUCCACGAUCCACAUUUAAGAGCAUACUAUAAGCGCAAAGAUAUCCUGAGGAGAUUAAAGAAAGGAGGCUACAUUACCAGCAACAAUAAAAUUGUAUGUACCCUGAGGGAAUUAAAUAAAUACAGGCAAUAUCUUACCACCAUAAAAUUGGACUUUGAAAGAAACUAUUUAAGAGAACAGCAAAUGAUCAUAAAACAGCUACAUAAACUGCAAGAAAACAGUCGACUUCUGCAUUGUUCCCAUGUUACCCAGUUCCAGAAUUGUUUGUUACAUGACAACACCCAGUUUGUUAAAGACCAGGAACUUUUAUUAAGGCACAGGUAUUUGGAUAUGAUAAGGAAGGAAUUAGAACAACUUGAUCACAAAGCAGAAGAGCAAUGCCUACUCCAAAUAGACAGGGAAGAGAAACGACAGUGGGAACACACACGGAAAAAUCUUGGUCUCUGCAGAAAAAUUGAAGAGGAAUGGAAGAUGAAGGAGAUGUUGCUGCUGACAAAGAUCGGAGAAGAUGUCAAAAGAGAACAGAGGGUAGAGGAGCAAAGGCGUAAAACCAGAGAAGAGAGAGAUCGAAGGAAACAGGCACGGCUAGAGAAAAAAAUGGCUUAUCAUUUACAAAAAAUGCAGAAUAGUGGCUUUAAAGAAGGUAUGGGAAGAAGUGCACUUGAUAACAGGGGACAAAAUGGGAUUCCGUACAAGUCUUCUACAAAGAAGAAAAAGAAAACUUUUGAUGAUAUAAACUCUGUUUAUCCUGUUGGUGAGCAGAAAGCAUAUAAAGGAACACAGGGAAAUGUAGGAAAUGCUGUUGGUCAGUCUCAAAGUACUUCAAAAAAUGUCACAAAAAUGUCAACAUCUUCAGUUGCUUAUCAGCCAGAUAUACAGAAUAACAUUUCAGAACGAAAGAGAAAUGGAAUGAUGACUAAGAAAUCAAGUGAUGAAAGAGUUCCUGUAAAUACUUCAGGUCAAGAUUCACUUCUUUCAGCUCAACCUUCACCCACGAAAAAUGGCCCUAGACAUUCACAGUCAUCGUUGCCUCCUCAUAGAGAUGAGAAGGAGAUGCAUGGUGAUUGGAAUGCAAAACCAAAUAUGAAGUCAAGCUACGUUGGUGAACCAGGACCUCAGGGUUGUGCUCCAGCACCCCCAGGUAUUUUUUCUUCUCCCGUUGACUCAAAUAUGCAACAAAAUCUACAAAAUUGUCUGCAAGAUAAAGUAUCAUCUGAAGAACUAAAUAGUAUAAUUCAAAAUAUCAUGACCUGGGUUGUAGCUACAGUGACCAGUAUAUUAUAUCCAGCCAUUACAAAAUAUGAAGAAAGGCUGAAAAAUAAUACCUAUCCAGUAUCUGAUGACUCUGACAUUUCUUCAGAUAGUUCAGGUCUCUGUAGUACAUGCAGUGAAGGGCUUACACACGGAAGCUACGCAACUGAAGCAACCAAAACAUUUCAAGCAGAGCCUUGCACAACUGCUAAAGACAUGCCAGUGAAGAAACCACCCACACCUUUGAAACCUCCUUCUGCCCUUGUGGAAAAAACAUCUGCUGGAAAAACAUAUCACAGGAAAGGACAAACUAUAUUAUCUGACCUCAAAUAUAAUAAAAUCAGCUCGGUAUAUCCAUACCCUAAGCUCAAAGGUAGUAAAUCUGAUAGUCACCUUCUAACAUCAUUUGAAUCAGGAUCAAGAAAAUCUCAGGAUGCUACCACAGAAACAGAUAGUUUAGAGAAUCCAGUGCUAUAUGAUAAGAAAGCAAAGGCCAUGGAAGAGAUGAAGAAUUUAAAGAAUGUUCUUGUAAACUUUAAGUGCCAUUUGAAAGGAGAAACACAACUGAUUUUAGAAAGUAUUUUUCAAGAAAUAAUAUCUGAUUUAACCCAGGCUAUUCCUUCUCUUUCUUCUGUUACUGCUGAAGUUUUUGUUGACCACUGUGAAACUGAAAAAGAAGACUUGCUCUCCAAUGUUGAUAUCUGCUCAGUAGCUUCAGAGAUUGUGGAAAAUAUACUUGAGAAGCUAGAAUCUGCAGUUGAGAAAAAAUGUGUUCAGAUAUUUUCACAAGAAGAUUUGUCAGUUGGCAUUAAGCCAAGUUUAUCAACAAGUGGUGAAUAUUUCUCAUUGUUAGAUAGAAAAGCCUCUGAAGAGACAUGGACUUUGGAGCAAAUGUAUGUAAUUGCAGAGGAUAUGGUACAUGCGAUUUUAGAAAAGUUGAUGACUCUUGCUUCUUAUAGGAAAAAUGAAAUUCCUCCUGAAGAAACAGCUAAACCCUUGCAGCAGCAACAUAAGACAGACCCAACAUUGACAGUCCUUCAAAGAACUGACAGAAAGAAAUCUAGCCCUGAAUCAGAUACAGCUAAUCUAAUUAUCAAAGAAGAAAUUAAAAACUUAAUAUCAAAUGUUUUUUCACAAUCCUCUCUUGUUGGUUAUAUAGAAGAAGCAAUCAGCACUAUACUAGAUUAUGUACAAACUGAACUUAAUAAUGAGAGACUUAUUGCCUCUGAAGAAACAGUAGUACUCCUUCAGCUAUUGGAUGACAUCUUAACUCACCUCCACCAGGAACCAGAAAAAGCAGAUGUUAAAAAACAUAGACAACUUAGAAUAAGAAAUCCUUCUAACACUGAAGAAAAGUAUAGACUCACUGGCACGAGAUUAUCUAAUGGUCCUAGAACUAAAAUAACAUUUCUUCCUGUUAAUGUCCCAGGUAUGGUCCUUUAUUCUGAAGAUGAUGAUGAAGAAAUAGACAACCUUGUGAAAAAUGUGGUUGAUUCAUCCUUCAAUGAUGAAGAAGCAGACUCACAAAAACAGAGUCCUAAUCAUUGGCCUGCAAAGAGGGAUACUUGUUUUGAAUUCAAAAGAAUCAACAAACCUCCUGUAAAGCCUCCUUCUCAAAGGGAAGUUGAAUGUUAUGAUUGGGGAUUAAAGAUGGAGUUAUCAUCUCUUAAAAAUGAAGAUGUUUUAAAGACGAAAUCCUGUUUAGGUAAAGAUUUUUCAAUUUUCAGCCAAGAUCAAAAGCAUCAAAUACAAAAGGCUUCAGAAAGCAUUGUUAAACAUAUUUUAACAGAAAUGGUAAAGGAUGUAUCUACUGCUUCUUCUGGUUACUUGGGAAGCAAAACUGGUGAAGAAGCUUCUGUUUUCAUUUCAGAAGAAUAUAAAAGGCUGUCAGACCAAGAAUGGAUGGACCAUAUGUUCUCUGGAUCAGAAAUCAGUGUAGUAGCUCAUGAAAUAACAGAUUCUGUAAUGAAUAUACUUCAUAAGUCCUCAAGGUACAUUCUUGAUACCGUUAAAAGCACCAUUUCAUCAGUUCCUCACACUCGUGAAGAUCAUUCUGACACUCCUCACAUAGACAAAGAAGCACCAAAAAAAAUGCCGUUCAAAGUAUGGUUUGAUAGUGAAAAGAAAAUGAAAUACUUACCUUCACUCAGUGUAGAGUCUGAAAAGACUUCCUGGUCAAGAUCUGGAGAAACUGAACUGAGGUGUGUAUAUGACAUUACUCAUAAGAUCAUUGAUACAAUUUUUAAAAGACUAAAGUUAUUUGUUUGUCCAAAAUUGCAAAUGGGCCUCAAAUCUCCACUGGUAAAGAAGUCAUUACAGUCUCAACUUAGUGCUUACACAAUGAAAAUAGUCAGCAUUGUUUUGGAUGCUAUCCAGAAUGAACUAGAACUCAACGACAUAAACCUAAAUCUUAGGGAAACAGACCAUGCCAAACACCUUGUAAAUAGAGGCUUGUUUGUUGAUUCUGAUAAAACAUUAGACUCUAGUGAUACCAGUAAUGACAUUAUCCAUAGUUCAUUACUGACAUGUAUUUGUGAGUUGUUAUCAAAUGAAUAUGAGACAACUACUUCAGCCUCUUCAGAUAAGUCUUUGUCUGCAACUUUAUGUGGAUCCGACAAUGUUAAUAAACAAAACAUUUUGCCAAAUAAAGAGGAUAAAAAGUCUUUUUGCCAGUAUUUGGCUAUGCCCUGUAUUCUCCACAGUGUCAUUUGUGGAAAGGAUGUAAAAGAUGGUUCCAAACUGCAAGUGUUAGAUCGAAUUGGAGAAACAGUGUGUGAAAUGUUAAGCAAGCUCAUGGGUGCCCAGUCUGACCCUCAGCCAUCUUGCAGUCAGCAGAACACAGAGCAAAUACAUAAGGAUCACCACACGAUGACCCCAGUACUCUCCAACAUUCAGCUGAUUUCCAAAGCAAUUCUGGAAUAUAUCCUUGCAAAAUUGUGUGGUGUUGACAUACAUACCAGUUUUGUAAGUUCUGGAUUUAAAGCUGUAUCAGAACCUCUUGACAUUGACAACCUAUCAUUUUCUUCAGUCAUGGAGGAAAUGGCCAAAUGUGCCAACAUAAUCUCCAGCAUAAUUUCCAGAAUGGUGAAGGAUAAUAAAGAGAAGGCCAAAAGCAAGGCAAAAAGUGUUGUUUCAGUGUCUUCCAAAACAGAAACCUUAAAAGAAAUGUGCCCAAGUAAACUAAAAGAUGUCACUGCAGAUAUUCUUAACAUGGUUUUUGCUAAACUGGAAGGAUUUGCCAAUGGAAAUUUGGAAACUGUAGGUGUUAUUAAUGAUGAAAAUAAAAAAGGAAGGAUGAUGGACUGGGAAUAUGGAGGUAACAAUGCUCUCGCAGAUACAUGUGAUAAAUCAUUGCUAUCUACUUUAUACAUGCAUGCAAAGAAGGUGUCAAGUGCUAUUUUGAAAGCCAUUCAAACAGAACUAAAUGUGAACUUAUCAGAUUGUAGGACAAGUGCAAAAAACUCACAACAGGAGACACAAAUUCUUACGAAUAUAGUUGAUUUGAUUUUAGAUGUAUUUUCUUCAGAUAUGUUUGUUGAAACUGAAUCUGAGAACAGAGGCACUGAAACUCAUCGAUACUGGCCAAUUUAUGGAAAUUUUCUUCCUGGAGGAGCUGAAUCAGAGUCAUUUUUGGAUGAUGAUACACAUAAAAAUACUGAAUUCACUAGAGUGAGAACAUCACUAAGAGAAGAAACUAAAACCUUUUCUUCUGACCAACAGGUUCUAGAAAGGACCUUAAACAAAAUUGAAAUGAAACUCAAAGAACCACAAAAAUCUCCAAUUGUUCCCAUUAUAAAAAACAUCUUGAAUGAAAUUUUUCAAAGUGCUCUAAUCGAUCAGUUAAAUGUGCUUUCUCUCUCACACUCUCAUUUUAGUGGCAUGCCUCACAAUGUUCAUGAAUCAACUGCUCAAACACAUGUUCAGUUUAGGGAUCCACUGAUGGGUCCUUUCAUAUCUGACACAGAUGUAACUGAGGUGGUAAAUGAUGUUGUUAAAACUGUAUUUCACAAACUUUAUUCAGCUGCCAUGACAGAAAGAGAAAUUAAUGAAAACAGAUGUGAAACCAUCAUCUUUUCAACCAAUGUUUCUUUUCAUGAACGUUCAUUUGGAGGGAACGCCCCUGUCCCUGUGUUGAACGGAAAUCCAUGUACUCUUCAGUCCAGUUUGAAUGUUGACAAAAAAAACAAAAUAAAUGUAGUUGAAGAUAUUGUACAGGCAAUAUUAGAAAAUUUAGAAGCAUUUGCUGCUUCUAAAGUACAAUCUCUCUUUUGUUCCCAAGUCGACUUCACAGUUCCAGUGACUUUGCCUGUUCAGCAGGAAAAGAGUACAUUAAACAAAGAACUAUCAGUCAAAGACUCCUAUUCUGAUAAGCAAAUUUCCUGUUGUUCAGUGGAUCAUAGUAAGCCAGGAAAGACUGAUUCAUUGUGCCAACUGCCUUUGUCCAAAUUAAAUAUUUAUGCAAAAGAAGUGGCUAGAAAAGUUUUGCAAGGUAUCAAACAUGAGUUAGAUAAAGAACGGGAAACUCCUUUCUUGACACCUAAUAUUGUGGUUUCUGGAAAUAUUGCAAGUCAGAUUGUGAACACAGUGCUUGAGAUUGUAUCAUGCAGAAGCAAGUGUGACAAAAACAAUUCUGACAAAGAGAAUUAUUCAGAUCAGCAAGGUGGUAUUAUUGAAAAGCUGUUCAAUAAGACGGAAUAUCAAAAAAUACUCCAGUUUCAAAUAGAAGAUACCGUUGAAAGGAUCUUACAUGAUAUUUAUGAAAACAUCCUGUAUCAGAAUUAUCCCUCAUUUGCCACAUCUAAUGUGAAAUAUAACAUACCUGGCAGACAUUUAAAUGGGGGUUUUGAGCCAUUUAAUAAUCAUGCAACUAUUAUCCCUGAAGUGUCAGUUCCAAAGUCAGAUGUCAUUUUGGUCUCUAAAGAUAUAGUGGAUAUUGUACUUCGUAAUCUUACUUCUUUGGUAAUCCUUGCCAUAAACGCAAAAGACCCUGUUUCUGCAAGAUUGGCCACCUAUGAUGCAUUUCCCCAAACACAGUGCCAGCACUCUCUUUUUAUAGCAUCAAAAAGUGAAGGAAGAAAAGAACAUUUUCCACACUUAAAAAAUAAGAAUUUAGCUUAUGCUAAUGAUUAUCAGAUACCUGUGAAGGAAAAAGAUGGCACUGUGGAAUCUGCUCCUGACCCAUGUGAGAAAAAUGCUAACUCCAUUACUGAGACUAUUUUCAAUCGGUUACAAUCUUUUGCCACAGAAAGAAUAAAUUCAUCAAUUACUCUUGCUUUUCAGUCUAAUGAAAAUUCAAUUGUUAGUCCAGAAUUUGAAAAUUGUAAACAAGACAACAGUAUUUUUCCUGAAUCAAGCCAAGUUGAAUCCUAUGUGAAUGUCCUAAGACUAUCAACAACCAAAACCAUUCCCAGCCAAGGGCCGGCAGAGCCCACAUUUGUCCACUGCAGAGAAAGUCUUGGAACCACAAUCCAUCUACCACAAGCUAGUCUUAAGGACUAUGCUGACUUCAUUGCCAGUGUCAUUUUGAAGCUUAUUAAAAAUGACUUAGACUCAGAAAUCCAAAAUAUGCAUAUGCAUUCAAACAAUAUUUUAUUCCAAAAGGAUAUCAUUGUGAGUGAAAUUAUUAACAGUAUCUUAGGGAUUUUACAUGAUAAAAGUUCAGCAAAGGAUUUUUUUUUCUCUUCAAAAGAGAAUCCUAACUUUUCACAGCUAACCAUAUCAAAUGAAGGACAGCUAAGUAACAAAGAGAAGGACAAACCUACCACAUCAUCACAGUUUACAAAUGAUUCAUUAGUAGAAAACCAAGUAGCACUGGAAAAGGAAAGCCAGAAAAUGGUCUUGGAAGAAAUAUUCAUGAGAAAAGGGGAAUCAAAACCAAAAGAAAAGCCUGAAUUGCUUAGUGCAGUAGAAGAAGUUUUGAAUAGGUUGAGUCAAAAAAUAACGGAAGUCAUAGGUCAUUUGCCUCCAUCUAAUGAAAUCCCCUACUUUGUGUCAAAAUCUAAAGUUAAAACAUCAGGUAUAACACAAAGGAAUUUCUUUCAAUCACAUAUUAACAUAAUAUCAAGUGAUAUACUUGAAAAUAUUUUGGGAGAAAUGCACUCGGUUGUUAUAACAUCAUUAUACAAAAAAAGUAAAAGUAAGAGAGAGGCAGAAACACAUGACAACAUUGCCUCACCAAUGAAACCAUCGUGUUUUAGAGAAACUAAACCAACAAGGGGAGAAAGUAAUUCCUCUAGUUUUGAGACACCAGUAUACCCUUAUGCUGACAAUUUAAGCACUGUUGUGUUAGAAAGCACAUUUUUGCCAUAUUCACCAAUGCAAAUUGGAAGAUACUUAGUUCAAAUAGUUCUCGAUAAGAUAGCAAAUUUUGUCUCACUGCAUCUAGAAGAGAGAUUUCCUUCUGAAGGUAGUUACGAUGACUCAUACCUUCUUAGACUAUGCAAUUCUAAAGUUAGCCCUAAGAACAGCCCUAGGCCAGGAUGUAAAACAAGUUUAAAAGCAAAGUCAAAAAUUACCUCUCGCUCUAAAUUUAAAACAAAACCACAUCUAGGAAUUAGUGGUGCAAAGGCCAAAAGCAGGACCCAGUUAGCCAUUGGAGAGAAGACUCCAAGACAGGGCCAGUCCAAAACUGCCAUUGGAAUGCCACAAACUCUCUCAAUAGGAGAUGCCAAAACCUUACUGAAAACAAAAUUGCCUGCUUCAGAACUAAGAAAUUAUGCCAAAAAUAUAAUAACUGAUAUUUUAGAAAUAAUUAUGAAAGAACUUGAAAAAGUGGUACAAAAUAGAGCAAAAUUCAAUGUAAAAGCUUUACCAUCUGAUCAAAUCAUGGAAGCAAGUAAAAUUGUUAAUGCAGUUUUUCAAGAAUUGUCUACUACAAAUAACCACAGUUUGUCUUAUCCAGUCAAUGCCUCAAAUCUGGGUGACCUCCACCUUUCAAAGCAGAAUCUAGGUACUGGUUCCCCUAAUGAACAACAGGCAUGUUUUUACUUAGAGAAUGUUUCCUCACAGCUAGAACAGAUUUUUCCAAAAGAAGGUAUAUUUAAAAAAAUGUUUGACAAAUGGCAAACAGAAGCAAAUGAUUCAGAAAAUGAAAAUUUUAAGCUAUUGACAAUAGCCGAAAAUGUUUUGACCGAAAUUUCAGUUAAAGCAAAAGAUUUAGAAUACUCUCUUUCACUUUUAAAUUUGCCACCUCUUGAAGAUUGUGAAAACAGGUUCUAUCAUCACUUUAAAGUUGGCUCUACUAGAGCUGAGGAUACCGAAGCACAAAUUAAUAUGUUUGGAAGGGAAAUUGUCAAAAUGCUAUUUGAAAAAUUACAGCUUUGCUUUUUGUCUCACAUGUCUACUCAAGAUACUAAUGAAGCUCUAACAGAUAAGAAAGAACACACCACUGCUAAAAUAAGACAUGGAGUUCCAACCAAGCACAUCCUCAGGUGUUCACCAACCUAUAAGAUUAAAACAAGAGAUCAGAUUUCUAGGACCCCUAAGAACCAAAUUGUCCAAGAGAUUGUAGAAAGGGUCUUAAACAUGUUAGAGUCGUUUGUAGACUUGAAAUUUAAGCAUAUCUCUAAAUAUGAGUUUUCUGAAAUAGUGAAAAUGCCUGCAGAAAAUCUUUUCCAAGUACAACAAAGGCAAUUAAGCAAAAAGAUGUUGCCAAAGUUACAACCAAUCAAAAAGCUUUGUGAUGAACCCAAGUCAAGUACUGUUGUAUCCAAGGAAAAUAUACAGAAUAUGCAUCUACAGGUUCAUUCAUUCCAUUCAAAAUUACUUACAUACUCUGUCAAUACUGUCAAUGACAUGCUUAGUAUAAUCAAGAAUAAGUUAGACAAAGAAAUAAGCCAAAUGGAACCUUCUCCAGUUAGCACAUUAAAAGAGAAUAUUGCUGCAAGCGAGAUCAUUGGUACACUAAUAAACCAAUGUACUCUUUUCAAUGAGUCUUUGAUCACAAACCCUCCAAACAAAAGUUUGUUCAGGGAAGCUGAAGAUGUUUAUAUUGUUAAUCAGGUUGAAUCUGUAUCUCCUAUGAAAAUGCCUAAAUCAAAAUUCAAGGAAGCUAAUGUGAGAAGUAAUCUUCCACAAAGAAGUGCAUCUGGCCUAGGGUUUGAUGCAGAUGAAGAUAUGAGAGAAAAGCACAUGAUCUCAUCUAAUUCACUCUCACACAUCAGUUCCUAUGUUGAAAACACAAUCAAAUGCUCAGAGUCAAUGGGAAGGCCUAGUUCAAAACCUGUACCAUCAUAUUCUAGAAACAAAGUACAAGACUAUAGCCCAAGGAAACCUAACUUUGGACAUUCUGGUGAAGACAUGAGGGGAAGUAGUGCUCUCCCUGAAGGCAGAGUCUUACAAAAACUUUCUAAGAAAGCAAAUGAUUCCACAGAAAAAUCAUUAAAGCAAGUCAUGUCAUUUAUAAAAUUGGGAAAAGGUGACAAUCCAAGACUGUUUCACUACAAAGCCACCAAACCGAUUGAGCCAAAUGGAAUUCAGACAACUGCAUCUCCACUCAGAAUAUGUUUAGCUGCAGAAAACAUUGUCAAUACAGUACUGUCAAGCUAUGGUUUUCCUCCUCAGCCACACCCGCAUGAAAGCAUGGAGACCAUGAAACCAUUUUUUAUGUCAAAACAAGAUCCUUUGUCUGAAGUAUUUGGAGGACAAAAGAAUGAGAAAAAUUUUCUUAGAAUGUGGUGCAAAAGAAUGAGCAGCAUACCUGAAGAUGAACGUGAAGGUCUUGAAGCCUGCAAAGGAGGCUUUUCUUUACUGAAAAGAUGGGAAAACAAGAAUCCAAAGAUAAAAUCAGAGAGGUUAGAGGAAACUGGCAUCACUGCUUUUGUUGAUCAUGAAUUGGGUCCAAAUGAAAUUCAUUUGGUAGCAAGACAUGUUACUAUGUCUGUGAUCACACAUUUGAAGAAUUUCAAAACUGGAGUUUCCUCUGAGAAGUUGUUGCUUGCCUCUACACUGUCAAGGAACAACUGUGAAUCAAAACAGCUUCUAAGAAGCAUAUACAGGAAUUCUUCAGUUUGUCAGUUUUGUGAAUAUCUCACUGAGUCGGUUAUCUGCCAUUUAAUUUCAAAUAUUUCUGAAGGCUCCAAAGAGGAUAACAAAAAAAAUAAAACGUGGGAAAUCCAAAAUGUAAUAUCUAACAAAAUUAUUUCAGUUCAUUCUCAAGUGUUUAAGAACAAGUCUGUUUCUAUUGGAGAACUUGCUUUGCAUGUUUCUGAGGAAAUUAUUGAAAUUCUUAGUAAUGAGAAUAUUAUAAAAACUGACACUGCACAUCAGGUAUCUUCUGUAAAAACAAAGUACAGUUACUGUCCAGGAGUAACUACUUCUGACUUUGAUAAUAUCUUUCAAGAUCUCUUACAAGGGGUGAUUUUUGUAUUAUCCGAAGAAUUAGGAAUAAAACACUACUUUGAAAACAGUAGGAGAAACAAACCAUAUUCCACACUUAGAAAUAAUAGUUCCAUUUGCAACAAAGUCUAUGCUGUGGAAAGUCAGAUAGGCCCCAGGGAUUGGGAAUUGUCUACUCACCAAACUGAUCAAUUUGUUCAAAGAAAUAAAUUAAAUUACCUGGCAUGUAAGUUAGACAGUCUGGUUGACAACUUACAAACCCGUGAAUCAAAAGAAGUAGUCAAUAAAGUCUUUAAUAUUGUUUUAGAUUUAUUUUCACCAGACGAGUUCCCAGAUGGGGAUAUGAAUUCUGGUAAAAUAGCAAGAACCGUUUUCUCCUCCUCAAAUAAUCAACAAAGUAAUAUAAUACUUACUAAUAACUUAGGGCUUUCCCCUAAAUCAAUAUUUCUUCUCAAUAUUGUGUGUGAGAAACUUAUUAGAACACUGCUAGAGAAAUGCACAGGUACUGCCUUUCUUAAGGAUGUCUUUCUUUCUCAUGAAGCAGCGGAAGAAUGUCGACUCGUAAAAAUACUUCCAAGUGUUCAAGAUGGAGACCUUGAUUAUUAUAAGGCACCAAUGGACUGUGAACAGUUUCAAGGAGAUUACAUGUCAGAUCUUUUGGAAAAUCUGGCAGAAAUGGAUCAAGAUUUACUGUCCUCAGACUGUAUACUUAAUGUUAUUUCCCACAGCUUGGUUAAAUCGUUGAUGGAUGAACUAUCUCAUGGUUUUCAACAAGCUCCUUUUGAAAACAAAUAUUUGAACUACAGAAUAAGAGAAACACAGUCAGAAUUCAUUAAAGCCAAAAAACCAGAAUUAAUAGAAUCAGGACGAGUUAAAGGUCCUUUAGGAUUCAUGAACUGUGACAAUUUUUUGAACAGAUCCUUGAAUACUUCCAGUGUGUCUAGCCUCAAAAUGAAUGCACCAUUUGGCAAGCAGCACACAAUAAAACCCUCUUCUUCAGGACCUCCUAGGAGACAAGUAAAAAGGGAAAUGAAUGCAAUAAUCUUUCAUAACAGUCUAUGCCAAAGAGGUUUAAAUACUGGUGUUUAUUCAGCCACAUUUUUGGAGGAAAUAAUUUCAGAACUAUUUUUUAAUCUGUCUGUAUCAGUGCAGAGGAAAAAUGUGACCAUCACUGAGGCCUGGCUCCAUGAGAUGAAUACCUUAUUUAUCAACAAUGUAGUGAAUGCGUUUAACAAAGCCAACAUUACUGUUCUGAGGAAUGCUGAAGAAAGGCUAUAUUUUCCACCAGUUCAUAAAGAAACUGUUAGUAAGAUCGUUAACUCAGUUUGUUAUGAUGUACUACAACAAUAUGAGUUUAAAGUGACCUGCGGUAAUAAUCUGCCGUAUGAUAAUACUUCAACAGCAGAACGAAUUUCUAGUAGCAUAUUGUUAGAGAUAUUAGACUAUCAGCUUCCAUCUUGCUUCAGGGAAAAGCUCAAACCAAGUCCAUAUUACCCUCUCAAUGCUGAAAUUAUACUGUGUAAACUUCAAAAUCUAAGAAAAUUUAAUUCUGAUCCCCUAUUUUCAAAAAGCUAUAGCACCAUGUUACCACACUCAUUUUUAGAAGAUGUAAUCAGAAGAGUUUUAGCUCAGCUCAUUCCUCUGCACAGCAAGUCUUCAUCUUUGGAAAAAAAAUAUUUAAUGAUUUCAGAUUUUAAUGAAAUGUCCAACUGCAUAGUAAGUAAAGUUAUGUCAGCCAUUUCAAAACAUAAAAUAUGGCUCACCAUCUAUGAUAAUCAGUAUCUGUGUACAGACAAAAACUCCCAAAAGAUGGUGGAUUCUGUUUACAGUAAUAUUUUGCAAACAUCUGAUUCUCUUGCUUCAAUACAGAAAAGCAUAAUCAGUCGAAAUCCAAUUGUGGUUGACCAAAUGGCCAGUUUCAUUAUCCAAGAGAUUAUUGAAAAUCAUCUUCAACCAUUUUUGCAUGGAGAAACCUUACCCCGCCCAAGAACUCCACUGGAUGAGGUAUCUUAUAUGGUUAAACAAGUCCUCACUGAAGUUGUAGAGUUACACAAACCCCAAAAGCCAUCAUCCUUAUGUAUUUACCCUAAUACAUUUGUAAGAGAAAUUGUCACCCGAGUUUUAUCAAAGAUUUUCAGCCCAAAACCUCACAGUACUUUUGAGCUGGAAAAUAUGACCCAAAAAGUAGUAAAGUCAGUGAAUAAUCAUUUAGACAAAGCUAAAGUUCAUAUUACAGUUGAUAAGCCCUUUGUUGAUACUGAUAUUAUAGAUGAACUUGUUACAUCAGUUUACAGGAAUGUUUUAAAGCAGCAUGGGCUAGACCCUGACAUUGACAAAGAGUCUGAAAAUAAUGAUGCUUUUGUGGAAAAGAUUACCUCCUUAAUUGUAGAAGCUAUUUCAGACUACCUUCUUCACCCACUGUUUUAUGGAGAUUUGUCAGCUACUUCAUGUUCUGAAUCAAUCACUGAUACUAUUGUUCAUGAAAUACUUAGUAACAGUAAAUCUAGCAAGCCAAGUCAGAGUUUACCUCCAUAUAACACCUUACUAUCAUACACAUUUUUAGAAGAUAUAAUCAGAGUACUAUUACCUAGAUUCUUUUCUUCUUCAUCUAGCAUGGUUCAAAAUAAUGAAGCUCCAAAAGACAACUCAAGGGUGAAUUUUAAUGAAAUUGCUUCCAAUCUAAUCAGUGAUAUUAGAAUGAAAAUUUCUCAACAUGAAAUUCGAUUUUCAAAAGAUGGGGACAAAACCAAGUCUGUUUAUUCAGAAGAUGAUGCACAGCAUCUUGUUGACUCUGUUUUCUCAGAUAUUUUAGAAAUCUCUGAUUCUCAAGAAUCAGUGGAAGAAAGUAUUACAAAAAGUAAUGAUGUUUUAAUUGAUAGAAUAGCAGGUUUUAUUAUUAAAUAUAUCUGUAAACAACAUCUUCAACCAUUUGUAGAAAGAAAGAGGUUAUCUCCCCCAUCAUAUGCAUCCUUUAUUGAUGACAGGCAGUUAUUUUAUGCCAGUGUUUAUUCUUCAGCUUUUCUGGAAGAUGUGGUCUCUGGAGUUUUAAGAAAAAUAUUCCACAGGGUGGUAGGCAUUGUACAAGUGGAAUCAACACGAAAUUCAGAAGAUGUGCUGUUUGAUAAAGCUGAAGACCUCAUACAUUGGAUAGCAGAAGAAUUCUCAAAGUCCCAAAUUACCACUAUAGAUAAUGCAGAGGAACAGUUGUGUUUGCUUCCAGUAGAGGCAGAUGUGCUUAAAAACGUUAUUGACACUGUGUACAGCAAAAUUUUAGAAGAAUAUGAGAUGGAAAUUAUGGAUGAUAAUGAUUUUCUAAAUGACACCAAGACAUUGGCUACACGGAUAACUAAAAUCAUCCUGACUGAAAUUUUUGAUUUCCAAAUCCAACCAGAUCUUAUAGCAAAUCUUCCUUUAAGGUCACAUUCCAAACUUAAUGAAAAUGUUUUGGUAAACAGAGUCCAAUAUGACAUUAGUAAGUCAAGGUUCCGAAGACAGUCUUCAGCAGUAUAUACUACUAUACUGUCGCAUAUCCAUUUGGAGAAAAUAAUCACUCAGCUUAUGUCUCAAAUUAGUCCACUGCAAUCCAGCAUAGAACAUUCAGAUAGUCCUCAAUCAGACUUAAGUAAUACAGUCAUAAUGCUGAUUAAUGAAAUCAUGUCAAUAAUUUCAAAACAUGCAAUAUGUAUUAUAAAACAUGGGAGUGAAAAAGAAAGUAUGAUUUCAGAAAAAGAUAUACAGUCGAUGGUUGACUCCAUUUAUGCUGAACUUUCUCAUUCAAAUAUAUACCAGUCUCUCACAAAAGAUAAAAGAGGUAUAAGUAGUAUACCCGUUUCAAAAAUAGCAAGUUUCAUAAUAAAAGAGAUCUUCAAUCAUCAUCUGCAGUCAUUUUUAUCAGGAGAUAAAAAUAUCCUCUCAGCUUCAGUUGCUCAAACUUGCAAACAGAAAGCAACCAAUACCAAACAAAGAGAAUUGUCUUUCAUUGUGAACUCAGCUGUCUUUUUGGAGGAAGUAAUUUCUGAGCUUUUAUGCAAAAUUCUUCAGACAUUCAUACACAGUGCCAUGGCUGUGGAAAACCCAGAUAGAACAAUAACCAAAAUAGUGGACAUUGUUACAACAUUGGUCCAAUCAAUUGUUCUAGAGUUCACCACAUCAGAGAUCUUAGUUGCAGAAAACUUGGAUGAAAAUCUAUGGUCUUCAGAUUCAUAUAGGGAAAUGGUUCAAAAAACAGUUAACUCUGUUUAUGAAAACAUAUUAAAUGAAUAUAAAUCUCUGAUUCAGGUACACAGAGCCGUAGAAAAUGACACUACCUGUUUUGCAAGGAAAACAUAUUAUUUUCUAUUGGAAGAAAUUUAUCAUUAUCAGGUGCAGUCAUUAGUUUCAGGAGAAUUAAUGCCUUCUUCCUAUUCUUCCCCUAAAGCUGGCAAUAUCAUCAAAAAUGUGCUCAGUGUCAUCUUGAAGGAUAGCAGUUCCUUGCCAUCAUGCAUUACAGUGUUUCCUUGCUCUCUCCUAGAAAAUAUGAUUUACAAGCUUCUAGUGAAUCUCUUCCCUUUACAUGAGGCUGCAAAUCAACUAAAGGAGGAAGAAGUUACACCAGAUGAUGGUGAUGACUUUAUGACUGCAGCAUCAAAACUGACUGACGAAAUUAUAAAAGAAAUUUCUGAACAUGAGAUCAGACUUGCCACAGCAGAGGAGACUGUAGAAGGUAUACAGUUAGGAACUACUGAGGAUUUCAUUGACUCUGUAUGUAAUAACAUUUCGAAAAAAUCUGAAUUCCAAGCUGAAGUACAGAAAGAGGCACACAGAAAAGGUGGGUCAUUUCUUAGCAAAAUGGCAGGCUUCAUUAUUCAAGAAAUCAUGGGUCAUCAUUUACGACCAUUUUUAUACGGAGAAGGCUCAUCUGGUCAUUUACCUGACUGUGGCCAUGCCUCUGUUGUUGCUAAGUCUAGGAAAGAAAAGGUGCAGCCUUCUCUAUUUUCAGCAACAUUUUUAGAAGAUGUAAUUGUUGGCCUUGCUCACAAAUUUUGUUCUUUCUCAACCAUUACUGAAGAUUCUCAGAAAAAAGAAAUGCCAGAACCAGACAUUGUAAGUAUAGCUAUCGAAUUUGUAAACUCUCUCAUAAAGGAAUUUAGGAAAAGUGAAAUUAAAGUUUUACCACAUGCUGAAGAAAUAUUUUCUUUUCCACCAAUUGGUAAGGAGACAGUUGAUGAAAUAUCUAAUUUUGUAUAUGAUCACUUCAUAGGGAAAUUUGGAUCUGAUGAUAUCCAGAAAGACAGUGCAAGUAAUACUGUUAUAGAAAUGAUUUCUACUUUGACCCAGAAAGCAAUCUCUGCAUUCAAGAUUCAACCGCUAUUUUCAGGAGACUGGACUUCAGCUUUCUUUUCAUUUCUAGAUCCGGAAAAUAUCACCCAAAGAGUUCAGCUUCUACCACAGAAAACCUCCAUGCAGAUAGCUAGAUGCUUGAAACAGAACCAACGUACUGUAUCUAAAGACACAUCAGUGAAAGAGGAGGGCAUUCAAGACCCAAUACUUAACUCUGUAACUGCUGUUAUGAAAAGCAAUAUCGCCACCCUGAUAUCAGGGUCACCUGCAGGUGUCACAAGUAGAAAGACGGAUGAUGAAAAUAAGCUGACUGUUACCCUUCAAAAAAAUAAUGAGAAUGCCUCAAAAGUCACUUCUCCAACUACCAGUGUGAAAAGGAAAGAUACUGAGGAGCAAGAUUUGAGUGAUACACUUAAAAGUGAAAUCAAGAAGGAAAAAUUAGCUCCACAAAAUGAGCAGGGCCGGGUUGUUGAAGGACACAUACACUCUGCAGAUGCUACUGUUGAUAACAAAUAUGAUGAUGAAGUACUUGGACCAGAUUUUGAAACAGACAAUAAAAAGAUUGACAUUUUCAAUAAAAGUUUAUUGAAAGAUGGUAAGUCCAAGACUAGAAGUAAAGAGACAAUAAUAGAGAAAAUGAUAAAAAUAACUCCAAAGGCAAGUAGUGAAGAGAGGGGAGAUGCUGUAGCUGAAAUAGUUACAGAUGAAGAACCAUUCUCAGAAAAUGAACGUGUUGAAAAUGUCAUUGAAAAUAUUUAUGACAAUGUUUUCCUAAUGUCUUCUCAAGAGCCACUGGAAUUUUCAAAACCAUAUAGCAAAAGCUCCCCAAGUGAUAAAGCAUUGACCAUACUUCCAAAUGUUGGCAAAAAUUUUUCACAGUCUGUUAUACCAAAGGAUUCAUCCCUAUCAAUGAACAAAACUGUCCCUGCUAAAGAAAAAGAAACUAUGACAAAAGGAGAGAAGGAGAGAAAGAUCAAAAGAGAUAAAGGAGGAGAGAAAGAAUUUAAAAGCAAACCUGGUGCCCCAGACCAUCCUCAGUACUCACCAGAAAGUAAACCUGGAAUUAUUCCUGCUAAAUUUCUGGAAGAUGUUAUCAUUGAAAUGGUGAACAAAUUAAUAUUUUCAUCUUUACCAGAAACAGAAACAUGUGCUAAAUAUCCAGGUUCAAGUGAUGAUAAAAAUCGUGUUGAACUCUAUGACACAGCUAUGAAACUCAUCAAUUCACUGUUGAAGGAGUUUUCAGAUGCUGAAAUUAAGGUAUUUAGACCAGAUAAGGAAAGUAAGUUUUCUUCACAUGCAAAUAAAGAGUCACCAGUUCAUACAAUAACACCCAGGCAUAAUGAACCAACUACAAAUGAAUCAUCAUCCAGUAUAAGGAAUAAAAAUGUGGAUAAAAUACCAUAUGUACAUGAAAAAGAUGAAAAACCCUCUUCUGGCAAGAUGCAUCCCAUAGAUAUAAUGCCAUCAACUGAAAAAUCAUUGGUCAAUAAAAUAGUUCAUGCUUGUGUUUGCAAUAUUUUAAAGGAACAUAAAUCUCAAGAAUCUAUUUGCAAGACUAUCAACAGUAGUGGGGAAAAUUUAGCCAGAAGGCUAACUAGUUCAGUGAUAAAUGAGAUUUUUCAACAUCAGCUUAACUUGCUAUUUUGUGAUGAGAUACCAGUUUCAGCAUGCCUACCUCUAGAAUCUAAAGAUGUUGUGAAAAAGGUCCAAACGGUGGAACAAACAGCCAGCAAAGAGUGUCAAACAUCAUCCCCAUACACCAUAAUAUUGCCUUACAAAUUUUUAGAGGAUGUGAGUUCUGCUCUUUUAGCAAAAAUUUUCUCAAAAAUAUCCAACAUCAAAGCAAAAUCAUCUGAAGAAAAUUUUUCCACAGAACUUGACUUCCUUCAAAUGAAGUUAGUAAGUACAAUUGCAGCAGAGAUUUCAAAAAAUGAAGAUAUGAUUAUACAUUAUGUAGAGUCCUUACAUCCAAAUGAUGAUGAGAUUAUUCAAUUGGUUGUUCAGACUAUUUAUAAUAAUCUUUUGCCACAGUUUGGAUCACAAGAAGCUAUACAAAGUUGUAUAGCCAGUGAAUGCAGACUCCUUUCACAAACCAUAGUUGACCUAAUUCUACGAGAAGUGGCUGGCAAUCAGCUGCAGAACUAUUUUUGUGGCGAGUUAACCCCGUAUCAGUGUGCAGAAGUUAAUAGUGUUGUUGACAAUAUCCUUACAGAAGUUAUCCUAACUACUCCACCUCAGCCACCACGUCCUCGUAAACUAUCUUAUAACAUAAUAGAAGACAUUGCUGUAAAAUUCUUAUCGAAGCUUUUAUCUGUUUUUCCAAAGGUGCAUAAAGAAAGAACCAAAUCUCAAGAGACUGAGAUGCAAAAAAUAACCUCAAAAAUAUUAAAUUCAAUCCAAGAAUUUAUGUCCAAAAGUAAGAUUAAAGUUGUACAAUCUCCUAAAGAUUCAGAUACUGUGCCUUUAACUGACAAUGCAGCUGUUGAAAAAGUGGUUAAUUCUGUUUAUGCCACUAUUUUAAAAUACUCUGGCUCUCAUGCUUCCAUGUUUGAAGAUUUAAUGGGUAAAAGCAAUAUCCUUUCCGAUAUAAUAGGUUUUUUAAUGGUAAAGGAAAUUUCUACUUGUGAAUUUCAACCUCAAGUAGAGGAAGAAGUAUCAAAUUCAGAAUUAGUUCUAGAAGCUGUCAAAAUUAUGGAAAAGGUUACUAAAAUUAUUGAUGAACUUAAGUCCCAGGAAAACUCUUCUUCUGCAAAGCAUUCAGUAUUAGAUUCCAGCAUUUUAGAGGAAGCACUGGCCUUGUUCUUGGCUAAACUAGUAAGAAUGCCCAGUGCUGCAAGCAAAGGUGCAAACAGCUUAACCAAACCUGAGUUUAAUAAAAUUGCAUCUCAGCUGACAAAAUCUGUAACAGCAGAAAUUUCCAGAAGUAAUAUUAGUCUUGUAGCUUCUGAUCCUAAUGCACAUUCUUUAGAUCCAGAAAAUACAGAAAUGAUUUCUAAGGUUAUUGAUUCUGUUUAUAGUAAUAUGCUACAAGAACCUGGAACCUACAAAGAACUUUAUGCUAUAAAAAAUGAAAGAGCCUUCCCUAAGAAAAUAGCUAACUUAAUUAUUGACGGAGUUUCAAAUGUUCCCUCACACAAAGCUAACAUCAAGAGUUCAUAUACUGACUCCUUUGGAGAUCUAGACACAAAUAGAAUCAUUGAAAAGUCACAAAAGCAUGCUUCAGAAAUGACAUCUGACUCCGACAAAGAGUCCAAUGAAGCUAUAAUAGAAGAUAAACUUCCAGUAAAAAUAAUUCCACAUUGGGGGGAUAAACCAAUCAAAAUAGACCCAGAAAUCAUUUCCAAACACUUAGCAGUUAUUUCUAUAAAAACUCAGCCUCUUGAGACCCUUAAGACUGAGUGUAUAAACAGAACUGGACGUAACUUAGCAGAACUGAGAAGAGCCUCAAUCAGUGGGAAAAGUCAAUCCUCCGCAGACACAAAUGAAUCAGGAAAGAGAAAGAAAGAAAAGCGUAUCUCACUGGACAGGACAGGACGACUGGAUGUAAGACCCUUAGAGGCUGUUGGCAGAAAUUCAUUCCAAAAUAUAAGAAAGCCUGAUAUCACCAGAGUAGAACUUUUGAAAGAUAUUCAAAGCAAAAAAGAUCUGAUCAUUCGGUUAGUAGCUCAUGAUAUAUACCCAGAUGUUUCAAAAAGUGACUUCAGAGAGGAAGUAGUUUUUGAUGAAGAAGAACUUGUUUUAGGAGAGGUUGUUGGACGACAUAGCCUAGGAGAACUAUCUAAAGAACAAGGGAAAGAAGUUGUGAAACCAAUAAAGAAAGAUGUUUCUUCCAAGCCCACAACCAGUGCAAGCAGCCUAAGAAACUUUUUAGAAGUAAGUAAAUGCUGUCAGCCCACAUCUAAGGAAAAUAUUGAAGGUAUCAUUGAAGCAACCUCAAACCAGAUAACAGAAUCCAACAAGACACACAUUAAAAGAACUGUUGCUGAGCAUGACAUGCUGUCUUCCAAAACCUUGGCAGAAGCAGACUCUUCUGGGCAGAAGUCACAAUUUAAGAAAGAAGAAAGACUAGCUAAUGAACCAAUACAUUACUUGAUACACAGAAUAAUGAGUACAUCAUCAUACAAUCAAGAAGAUCUCCUUUCAGGUGAAACAGAAGACUUUAAAGUGGAUCCGGAGGCUAAUGUAUUAGAAGAACAUUCUCAGGAGCCAAAGGCAGGGAAAUCACGCAGUGUUCAGUUUCUCACUGUCCUUGAAGGAUCAAAAAAUAUGACCAAUAGUGUGCAUCCCUCCAAGGAACACAUAUCAGAAAUGCCCAAAACCACUAUUUCAAAACAAGGAUCUAAAGUGAUGGCAAAGGUUUCUUCAACACUGUCAAAGGUGUUUUCCCGAUCUAGCAACAACAUUCCCAAAUCUUCCUCACAACCUCACCAGGAUAAGCACUGA
Messenger RNA from Nannospalax galili (Upper Galilee mountains blind mole rat), 20652 nucleotides. RefSeq names its product fibrous sheath interacting protein 2 (gene Fsip2). NCBI's taxonomy places the organism in Eukaryota, Metazoa, Chordata, Mammalia, Rodentia, Spalacidae. Bases 1 to 20652 code for a protein of 6883 amino acids. The transcript has 23 exons. The record is from RefSeq and is a predicted model, not a curated record.